UUUGACAGGUAGAUUGCAUGGAUCUCGAUUGUUUUUAGUAUUUUUCCUUUCUUAUAGUUCCGUAUCAUUAGUUUGGUUUAUUUCCUAAUGCUAUGACAAUUACUGAGGCUCUAAGCCUCUAUCAACAUGGUUCUAAACGCCGCUGUGCAGAUGCUGAGGGAGGCAGAUGAAUUGAAGCAGAAGAUAUUGAAAUUCAAAAGUGGAACUUCUAUGCUGCAGGAACGAAGCCUGUGGGUCACACAACAGCAAUUACAGAAGGUUUACCAAAAAGUCCUGGUGCUAGACUUAGACUAUGCUCUGGAGAAGAAGGUGGAGCAAGACCUGUGGAAUGUGGGCUUCAAGCAACAAAUUGAGGCACUACAAGCCAUCUCGAAGGAUAGGAAGAGCCAUCUCCGCAGCGAAGGGCAGGCGAUGCUGGCGUGGGUGCUGCAGGCCGCCGCCGGGUUCUACCUCUGCCUGCUCCAUCAGAUCUGCACCACCUUCAAACUUGACUUGCCAUUCAGACGACGCGCCUCGCUGCUAGGCUGGGUGGAAGGCUGGGGCGCGGGCGAGGCCACCGGAGGCGCGCGUCUACCGCCGCCUGCCGCUGCUCGGUACAUCUGCCAACACUGCUUAGUACACCUGGGCGACUUGGCGCGGUACAGGCAGCAGCUGCGAGUGGCUCAUACAUUCUACAGGCACGCGCUGGUGGUGUCGGCGCACUCGGGGCAGCCGUACAACCAGCUGGCGCUGGUGGCGUGGCGGCGCGGGCGGCGGCUGGGCGCGCUGUACUGGCACGUGCGCUCGCUGCUCGUGCGCGCGCCCUUCCCGCCCGCGCCCGCCAACCUGGCUCGCACGCUCGCGGCCGCCGCCGGCGGCAGCCUCAGCACUCUACCCGUGCUUCCCGGAGUCAGCGGCGCAAACGGCGCGGGCGCGGCGGGCGGACGGCUGCACGCGCCCGGCUACGUCACCGCGCUCAUACGGGCCGCGCAUAUGAUACACAACGUGGAGCAACUGGAGACCGCCGAGACGAUAGUAGAGUCCCUCAACUCGUCGCUGACAGCUCUCAUAGCCACUGACAGCUUUGAGUCCAUGACGCUCAUCAAGAUGAGCUGCGUGCUGAUAUGGCUGGUGCACUCAUCUAACGAGGACUUCAAAGUGGAUCGCGCUGCGUUGAGCGACGGCGAGGCACAAGCGGCGCGGCUGAGCGAAGAGUUGUCGGCGGCCGCCAUGUUGGCUCUCCUACUACCCGCAUAUACGCUUCAGGCGCCACCGGAGAGAGCGUUGCCUGCACUGAAAGUGUGGCUGCAAUGGUGCGUGCAACACACGGAAUUCGUGCGGGGCGCCGCGUGGCGCGCGCGGGCGGCGCUGUGGCCGGCGCUCGCUCACACGCUUAACGCGCUGGCGCCGCUUGCGGGUCAUAUCACGCCGCACGCUGCGUAUGAAACGGUGCCAUUACCAGAAGACGAGGAGCUUCACGGGUUCUUACCUCUGGAAGAGGAGUUGAAACCACUGCGGUUCGCCAACCACGCCGCUUGGGACGCGUACGGAGGCCGCGUGCCUGACGUGCCGGAAUCCGCGCCCGAUGACGAUCCCCCAGCCGAAGUCCCUGCGAGCUGUCUUAGCAGCGAGCCGGAAUUGGAGCGGCGGUUGCGCGCACUACGAUUGGUGCGAUUGGGCCGUCGCCUGGCUGAUAUGUUUCCCGAACACCUGCAGUGCAAUGAAGAAGACGGCGUCCGCUUCACCGCGACAUCGGUAGGAGGUGAACAGCUGUCGGCCGCGCUGGCCGAGCUGUCGCUUGCGCGCGUGGCUGGCGGGGAGGGGGCCGACGAGGGGGAAGGGGAAGACGACAGCGACGACGAGCCCGAGCGCGCGCCGCCGCCGAUAGUGAUCUCAGAGGCCGACUUCAGGGAGAAGGUCCGAGAGAAGCGAGUGGGUAUUCUAAAGCCGCAAGGUUCGCUGGAGAGAGCGAGGGAAGAACGCGCGAUGGCCAGCACACAAGACGACCCGGAGUCAGACGGCGCCGAAGACAUCAGUAAAAGCGAAGAUAAGAAGGACCUUCGUAAGCCGCGAGUCAACAUCGCAAUGGCAGCAAUCAUGAGAAAGCAAGAAGAAUCCAACAAACAGGUGAAAUUCGUAACACCACCACCGACCCCAGACACUACCGGGGACUCCACCGAAGCAAAAGAUCAGGACAAACCUAAGGUCAUCCAACCCAAAGCCAUCAAGAAUCUCGCCAAUCUUCCCCUGGGAAGGAAAACCGGCGGGAUCCUCUCGCUGAAGGACAAGUCUGCCGGGUACCCGCAUCUGCAGAACACAGACCCGGAACCACCCAAGAAGGACAAAGAGGACAAAAAGGAACCGAAACCCAACCAGGGAUCGAGUCAGAAUUCGCAGCAGAGUUACCAGCCGAAGAGGCAGGACAUGCCCCCACCGAAUUGGAGCCCAAAUAUGCCUCCACCGAAUAUACCAUACGACGGCCCCAGGGUGAACUUCCAGAAGAAUUACGGCAUCCAAAACGCUGGGAUCUCAUACAACCCCAACUACCCGUCUCCACCUAACGUCAACAACCAGGGCAUAAGACUUCCAGUGGUAAAUCCCAAGGAGAUCGACGUGCGCACCGCCGCGCUGCAGAAGCAGAACUCGCGGCAGGAGCUCUUCCAGGACGGACACAAGUUCGGCAACUACUCCUACCACGUGUCCGGCGACAAGAAGAACUUCCUGAACGACCUCCCGCCGCGUUUUGCCAACCAGUACCGCAACUGGCAGGCGGCCCAGGACAGCCAGUUCAACGACAACAAAUUCCGCGACGACAGUUUCAAGCCGAACGCUUUGUUCAACUCCCAACAGCCUAAUUGGGCCAACCCGCCGCCGGAAAACUACCCAACCCAGCCGAUGCCGUGGUGGAAACCGGAGAACCCGCCUCCCAACUUCAGCAACUCGCCGAGUUACUCGCCAGCGAUGGGCAUGCAGCCCAACUUCUACUCGCACGUCGCUCCCAACCUGCCUAACUACCAAAACAUGCCGUCGUUCAACCAGAUGCAAAACCAAAGCGUAGGGCAGCAGAAGCCGGAGAACGUGCCGAACUACUUGCCCUCGACUAUAGGUCAGCCGCAGCUCCAGACCUUACAGAAUAUGGUCAGCUCGCCGAACUUCAAUUCAUCGCUGAACAACUUCGGGUCGUACGCGCCUACAGUCGGGUACGACUCGGCAAUGUACCCUCAGUUUAACAACAACAAAGUGGGUUACCAGCCGAUGCAGAUGAAGAUGAUGGACAAGCCGUCUAUGGAGUACCAGGCCAACAAGAACCUCAUGGACAUCGGCGGGCUCGGGUUCGGGUCCAUCGCCAUGGACAUGCAGCAGAGGAAUUUGGGCAUCAAGUUUCCAGACAACAUGAGCAGCGAUAACGGUGCUAAAAAUAUGGACCCGAUUGCGAGCGGUUCGAGCGCAGGCGAGGUGGGCGGCAACACGUACUCGCUGUUCAGUGGAGCGCCCGACUCGCCGGCCUGGGGCGCUUCCCAUCACCACCCGCAACAGUCUCUAUGGUCGGGCCCGGGCCCGUCGCCGCUAGAGCGGUUGUUGGAGCAGCAGAAGCAACUGAAGCAGCCGCCCGCGCCGCACUGACGCUCCACUCCUGCCCCAAGUGACCUCCCAAAUUAUGCGUAGCCACUGCCAGAUUGAAAGGCGGUACAGGUGCUUACACUUUUAUACUCACAUACUUACAUUCCCUCGUGUCUAUAUUUUAGCUUUGAACUGGAUUUUGCAAUCGAGAUAUAUUUUUUUACCUCAAAACUCAGCUCGGUGUUAAAUCCAGUUUUGAUGUAGUACUUCUUCUGUAGAAAAUGACAUUUACAUUGUUUCCUGACGAUUGCAAUAAUCGUUUGAAUAUAGGAUAAACAAGACCCUGACAUGCAAGUGAAGAGUUACGCGCAUCUUUUUGAUACCGCCUUUUAGUUUAGGUUUGUAAUAAAAUUAUUUGUAUCGAUACAAACUCGUCCGGUUCGAGUGGACUUUUAUAUCGAUUGGAACUGCCAAGGUUCUAAAAAGUAAAUUAUGCAUAAAGGAAACUAUGAUUUUAUGGAGUGUAUGUACAUUUAUUUAUGAAUCAGUGUUGCUUUGCGUGCUGUAUACGCCAUAAUAGUCACUCCGUUACCAAUUUUAUGUAUUCCCUGAUAUUUUUGUGGGAACAAAGACAUGUGUACUAUUUAUUUUCUGGUCGGUUAUAAUAGUCGUUUCUGUAGUGAGUUUAUAUAAAUUUUGUAGUUAUUAAGUAAUGCAAUAUCUGUUUGGGCAAUUUGUUUGGUUACACCGUUUCUAAAUAUUGACCAUGCUCGUAAAGCUCGUAUUAUCCGAAUAUACGGAAAUAACAAUAUUAUGUCAGUGCUCAUACAAAUAAAAAUUAUAAUUAUCCGUGCUAAAAAAAAUCAAUUUUGUCGUACGCGUCAAAUGCCUACAAAGAAACCCAAAUAAAUAGGUUUUUUUUAUGUAAAAUAAUUGUUGUGGUAAUGUCCUUAUUCACUUUACUAGUAAAUAUCACUUAUUCAAUAUUCUUUAAUUAGAAAUUUCAGGUCCUUAUUACAAAAUGAAGCCCGAAAUUAAGCGCAAACUCAAUCAUAGUUCGAAUUCUGUAUUUUUAAGAGUAUAUUUAAUUCAGCUUUGUUUCAUAAGGGCCUCAAACUAAAACAAUCUUAUGUGUGUAAACUUUCCUCAGCUUCAAUUUUUCGAAGACAAAAAUCUCAGUUUUCAUCUUUUGUUAUGUUCGUAUUUAUAAUUUUACUGUGUCUAAUUUACGGAUGCCACAUGAUUAUCAGAACUCUUGGGAAUUUUAUAAUUCCCAUACGAUAAAUAGUGAUAUUUAUUAGUAAAAGGUUGCAAAGUUUUAUUUUAAGUAAGUUUUGUUGUGUUUU
This is a messenger RNA of Ostrinia furnacalis (Asian corn borer), 4886 nucleotides long. Its product is annotated as protein SMG7. Gene Ontology annotation, cellular component: telomerase holoenzyme complex. The transcript has 18 exons. The coding region runs from base 127 to 3603 and encodes 1158 amino acids. Gene Ontology annotation, biological process: nuclear-transcribed mRNA catabolic process, nonsense-mediated decay. NCBI's taxonomy places the organism in Eukaryota, Metazoa, Arthropoda, Insecta, Lepidoptera, Crambidae. The record is from RefSeq and is a predicted model, not a curated record. Gene Ontology annotation, molecular function: telomeric repeat DNA binding; telomerase RNA binding; protein binding.